Molecule: messenger RNA, 2220 nt
Organism: Malassezia sympodialis ATCC 42132
Lineage: Eukaryota; Fungi; Basidiomycota; Malasseziomycetes; Malasseziales; Malasseziaceae
Source: the annotation of a RefSeq genome assembly
AUGGAGGAUGUCACAGAGGGUCCCCCGGCGCGGGACUGUGCCUUCGACAGUCUAAGGGAGCCAUGGCAGCGCACCCUGGACGAAUCACUGGAGCUUCUCACCGCGCUUCAUAUCGAUGAGCGACACGCACCGCAGUGGCAGGCGGUCCCCCCCGGCCGCGAUGGCGCCCCGGACGACAUGCCCGACGGCGUCUCGCUCGCGGUGAUGCGCCGCCGCGUGCAAAAGACAGACGUGUACCGCGCAACGUGGACGGGCGCCUGGGAUGCGCCGGAUCUGUGCGCCUUUCUUGCCCUGCUCACGUCGCAGGCGCUCGUGCCGCAGUGGCUUCCGAUCGUCGAGGGAUCGCAGAUCCUCGCGACGCUCGGGCUGCACGCGCGCCUGUGCAAGAUGCGCUUCAAGUUCGGCUGGCCUGCAAGCCCGCGCGAUGCCGUCGUUCUUGCGCAGGUGCGGCACAACGCGUCGACGCUCGUCCUCACGGUGGCGUCCGUGCCGCGCACACCGGAUGCGCCGAGCUACCUCCGGCCUGCGCCGCCCUAUGUGCGGGCGCAGGUGCACCUUCUCUCGCUCGUCGUACACCGCAGCGCCGACGACCCCGCGCGCCUACACCUCACUGCCUACUGGGCGCUCGAUCCUCGCGGCUCGGUGCUAGGCGUGCGGCCCAGCGCCAUGGUUGCGCCGCUGCCGCGCAUGCUGCCUGCGUUCGUCGAGUGUGCGCAGGAGAAUGGCACGCGCAUUGCCUACGUCGCGCAGUACGGCAAGGGUAUCGAGAUUUCCACGCAGCGCGCCGAGCCCGCGCUGCACCUCGAGUACGUGGUGACGGACGGCGAGGCGCCGGCACGCGCGCUGGGCGGCACGCAUGCCGUGCCCAUGCCUCCUCGCACCCUGCGCAUUCGGCUCGCGGCCGCGCAUGGCUGGGACGUGCGUGUCGUGCGCCGCUCGCACCCCGGCGGCGACGUGCACGCGAGUAUGGCGCGCAGCGGUGCGUGGUACGAGCUGGACGUGCAGCACGGCGCGCUGGACGCCGAUACGACGGUGCGCAUGACGCUGGACGCGGCGAGCGUCGAGGCGGACGGUGUGCGCUUCAACGGCGAGGCGCCUGCCGAGUCGCGCGCGUCCGAGGCGGCGGCCGAGGGCGAUGCCCUGCUCGAGCGCUUCGCGCAGGUCGACGAGCGUGCACCGAGCGCGAAUGACCAGCGCCGCGUGUCGUCGACGUCGUCGCUGCGCCCGCCGGAGCUCGGGGCGCUUGCGUCGACGGUGCGGCGCAACUAUGUGUAUUUUGCGUCGCUUCUCCAGGAGCCCGAGGCCAAAUGGACGCGCGUCAGCGAUACACGAGGCGUGACUGUUACCCAGCUGGACUCGAUUGACCCGACGCUCGUCGUGUACCGCGCCGAGGCGACGUUUGUGGGCCUGAGCGUGUGGGAUCUGUACAGCCUGCUGAGCACGCCUGCGCUUGUGGCGUCCUGGAGCGACGGCGUCGAGCGUGGCGACCUCCUGGAGGACCUCGGCGGGCAGAGCAGCGUGUGGCAUGUCGCCUACCCCGGCUCGUGGCCGGUGAGCGCGCGCGAUGCGGCGCUCGUGCAGACCGUGUACAAGUCGCCGACGUCGAUCCACCUGUUUUCGUUCUCGGCGGACGAGCGCGCGCCGCCCGCCGCGGCAGGCACGAUCCGCACGCACGUCGAUCUGCAGGGCUGGAGCAUCGAGGCGCUGUCGCCGACGACCGUGCAUGCGACGCUGAUUGAGCAGAGCGAUCCGCGGGGCUGGCUGUCCAAGACGCACAUCCCGCCGCUCAUGGUCGCGGCGAUGGCCGGCGCGGGCGAGCGGGCGAUCAAGUACGGUGGGCCGCCGAUGGUGUCGCGCAUGCUGAAUGCGCGUGCGGUGGCGCAGAGCUACCCCCCCGCGCUGGACGCGUUCCACCUCGAGUACGUGGCGCGCGCCGACAGCGCAGCGGACGCACUCGAGUGCGAGCUCCGCUGCGACAUGGAGCGCUGGGCGCCCAACGUCGAUAUCCGCGUGACGCCGCCGCCGACGGCCGUGUCGUGUCUGCGGCGGCACUCGCUGACGGGCAGCGGGGGCCUGUGGCUGACGCUCGAGCAUGCGAAUGCUGAGCGUGUGCAGGUGGACGUGCGCAAGGGGCCCGUCCAGAGCGUCGAGCACGGCGUCGUGCUGCUCAACGGCCUGCGCGUCCAUGUCGACACCGAUGAGCUCGAUGCCGCGCAAGUG